Messenger RNA from Vavraia culicis subsp. floridensis, 1421 nucleotides. RefSeq lists its product as uncharacterized. Lineage: Eukaryota; Fungi; Microsporidia; Pleistophoridae. The record is from RefSeq and is a predicted model, not a curated record. The coding region runs from base 6 to 1421 and encodes 471 amino acids. The transcript has a single exon.
CCUUAAUGAAAUACGAAGAGUACGAAAAGUUGCUGAAUACUUUGGGUAAAACCGAUAAAAUAGCACAAAAUUUGAAUCAGAUAUACAAAAAGAUGGAGAGUAACACACAGAAUACUCCCACAACUGUUUUACAAACGUUUGAACGGUACAGCAUUCCUAAAAAGAAUUUGGAAUACGCAAUAAAGUUCCAUGAAGACUACAUUAAAUACUGUGAAAAUGUAAAUGAAAGCGUUUUAGUGAUCAAAGAUUAUAAGAAAGCGAAUGAUACCGACAUAAAGAAGGAUUUGGAGGUAAUAGAAGCGUAUGAGAAUAUUAAGAACAGCAAUAAGAACAUUAAAAUGUAUAAGAGCAUCGGCAUCGUGAAGACAAAAAUUGAGAGCUCUGAAACCGCGCUAGCAGGCAUUUACAACAGCAUUAGAAAAAGAUUUUUUUUAUUGGUAAAGGAGAACAUGCUGAUCGAGGUGGAUGGUCUUAACAGGAUAUCUACAUUUCUGAUAACUUAUGGAGAAAAAUCGGAAAUUGCUGAAAAAUACAUGCAGACUUAUUUCAAGGAGUUUAAUUUUAGGGAUGCACUUGAAGAUACCGAUGCAUUUGUUAAGCGUGUUGCCGACAGUAGCAAGUUAUUCAACGAUAUUAGGGAAAUGAACAUAUUUCUGUUUGAUACGGCAACAUACGAAUUUCUUAACAAAAACAUGAUAAAUUAUUUAAGAGAAGACAUGAAAACUAAUAUAAUGAGGUUUAUGGACCUGAUCGAAAGGAGAAAAAAUCUAAAGGAUAUUUUCAUGAUCAUAGAUCUCUACGAUGUGGCAAAGAUAAAUGGUAUCAGUUUACUGGGAUGCAUGGAUUGUCUGUUACAUCAUCUUAUCCGCUACAUCGAAAAUGUAAAUCAAAUCGAUAAAAAAUUUGAGGUAGAGAGCUUCGUAGUAUUCACCACCAAAGUUAUAAAUUCUCUUAAUUCCCAAGUAGCGCAGGACUACGUAGAGAAAUACGGUGAAAAUCUGAAGGUUAAAGAGCAAGAUGAGUUAAAGGAUAAGAUAUUACUAACUUUAUACAUGAAAAUAAAACAUUUGUCCCUGAAUGAAAAUGAAUUAAACAAAAAUGUGUACCUACUCAAUAACAUAAACUACAUUAUGAAGACCAGGAAUGCAAUUGGUGAUAAAAUGCUUUUUGAUGAUAUUCAGAUCUACAAGAAAGGUAUUAUUAGUUAUUUGAGAGAUGAAAGUGCUAAUUACGGGGGCAAUUGCACCGCUUUUAUCGAUAACACACUUAAUUUCUUCACACAAACAAAGAUACCAAAUGAAACGCGAAAUUACGUUUUGGAAAACGUAAAAAAAAUAUUUAAAGAUCUGAAUAAACGUGCACCGUACAAUGGCGACUUUGAAAAGAUCCUGAAAAGGCUUGAUAAUCUGGAACUUUCAUAA